CUGAGGCUCCUCUUCAGGAGGAUAAAUAGAAGCUGUACAUGAGUUUAAUCUGUGUCUGUGUCUGCAGCAGUGAACAACAUGGUGCGCUCUGUCCUCUGCCUCCUGACUGUGGCCCUGGCCUUUGUGCCUCUGCUCUCUGCUGUGGAAGUGGAUUCAGAGAAACCUGGAGUCUGUCCCAAGCCCAGGCCAGACAUUGACCCAAAAGUCGCCUCUUGUCUGAACGAGUGCUCCUCAGACAGUCAAUGUGAGGGAAACCUGAAGUGCUGCUUCAACGGCUGUGGACGUGUUUGUGAAAAGCCAAGAGGUGAGCCCAAGCGCAAGGACAAACGAGGAUUGUGCCCUAGUCCAAGUGGUUUUGGAGAAUGUGUCGAAAUGUGCACUUUUGAUGAAGACUGUAAGGAGGAUGAUAAAUGCUGCUCCAAUGGCUGUGGGCAUACCUGUCAGCGACCAGUCAUAAAAUCCAAACCAGGAUCCUGCCCUGACCCAAUCCCUUUUUUCACCACAUGUAAAAAGGAAUGCACUGAUGACAGUCAGUGUCCUGAGAACCUCAAAUGCUGCUUCAGCAGCUGUGGACUCCAGUGUAUCCCCCCUGAACAUGGCAACAAUCCACAAUGAUGGUCAGAAUCAUUUUGGAAAUCUUGAAUCACUUUAUCCUCUAAGCCUGCUUGUCAUGAAAUGAUUCAACUCUGGCUCUUUGACGCUGAAAUUGUGCAGCUACAGUAAAUUAUCAAGGAGACCAUGAAAUGGUUGCAGUAACAUUUUGAUGCAUGUCAUGUGCUCCCAUUUUCUGUUUUAAUAAAUGAAUCAGAACAGUUCAUGUGUGCAAGUUUUAUAUU
Periophthalmus magnuspinnatus is the source of this 836-nucleotide messenger RNA. Its product is annotated as WAP four-disulfide core domain protein 2-like. Gene Ontology annotation, biological process: antibacterial humoral response; innate immune response. The transcript has 4 exons. The record is from RefSeq and is a predicted model, not a curated record. Gene Ontology annotation, molecular function: peptidase inhibitor activity. Lineage: Eukaryota; Metazoa; Chordata; Actinopteri; Gobiiformes; Gobiidae. Gene Ontology annotation, cellular component: extracellular region. The coding region runs from base 79 to 615 and encodes 178 amino acids.